GCGAGUUAACAAUGACCGCCUGAAAUGAGGUUACAAAGCCAAGGCGACGGGCCCGUAUAUCGGGUGGCGGACCCAGAAACAUUACAACGUCGAAAAACAAUAAAUUCAGUCGUCCGCUAGAAUGGCUUCAGGGCUUUCGAUUGUGCCCUUCAGGUCUCGCUUUGUGUUGUUUUGCUCUUGGCCAGAGGCGGCCAGGCGGCACCGGAGCUCAUCGAGUCGGAAAGGGAGCAGCUCACCGCGGCGGACAUCGAAGCACUCCCAAGUGGAUCCAGCCAUUUAUUCCAGUCCAGUUCCCUCUCACAACACCAAGGCAGCACCCGGUCCUGCAAAGUCUACCCAGGCGACGCCGACUGGCCGUCCGACGAGACAUGGGCCGCGCUCAACCAGGCCGUGGACGGCAACCUCCUGAAGCCGCACCCACGGGCGUCGGUAUGCUAUGACGGGCCGUACUACGACGCGGCCGAGUGCAGCAAGAUCUCGGCCAACUGGACCAACUCGUACAUCCACCUCCAGGACCCCAUCGAGAUGUUCUCCCCCAUCUACCAGGGCCUCACCUGCAUGCCGCCCACCAUCUACGACAGCAAGGGCUGCACGCCCGGUGGCUUCCCGAUGUAUGUCAUCAACGCCACGACGCCGAAGCACGUGCAGGCGGGUGUCAACUUUGCGCGCAACACGGGCGUGCGGCUCGUGGUUAAGAACACGGGGCACGACUUCUCUGGCAAGUCUGGUGGCGCAGAGUCCCUGAGUAUCUGGACUAGGCACUUCAAAGACAUUCAGUAUAUCCCCGAGUAUGAAGACGAAGCCAGCGGAUACUCCGGUGCCGCUUUCAAGACCGGGACCGGUGUUCAGGCGUUUGAGAUAUACAAGGCUGCUAGCGAGGUGGGCAAGGUUGUGGUUGGUGGCGAGGGUCAAACCGUAGGUGUAAUGGGCGGCUAUAUCCAGGGCGGCGGACACAGUCCCCUGAGCUCCAUCUACGGCACCGGAGCCGACCAGGUCCUCGCAUUCGAGGUGGUGACGCCAGAUGGGAACUUUGUGACUGCCGACUUCACGCAGAACACAGAUUUGUUCUGGGCACUACGUGGAGGCGGCGGCAGCACAUUCGGCGUCGCCACGUCCGUGACAGUCAAGGCGCACCCGGAUGUACCCACCACAGCGUCGAGGUUCUCAUUUGACACAUCCACAGUCGGCAACGAGACAUUCUGGGCUGGAGUGCGGGCCUACUUCGACUACUUCCCCAACAACGCUGACCUCGGAACAUAUGCGUACUUCUUGCUGCUCCCGAACAAUCCUAAACAAGGAGUGUGGACAUUCCAAAUGACGCCCUUCUUCGCGCCAAACAAGACCCUGGAAGAGACCGAAGCCAUCCUCGGCCCAUGGCUCACCCAGCUGGACGCGCUCGGGAUCAAGGUCGACCCGAACAUCACCCACUACGACUCCUUCUACCCGGCCUGGGUGCAGUCCUUCCCCCUGGAGACGAUCCAAAAGGUCAACUCCAACUACGGGUCCAGGCUGUUCCCCCGCGCCAACUUCGAGGACCCAGGCCUCCUCAACACGACCUUCGACAACAUCCGCCUCUCCUCGGAGAGCAACCUCGUCAUCGUCGGCUUCAACAUCAAGGCGACGUCCCCAGACAGCCCGGACAACGCGGUCAACCCCGCGUGGCGCGAGAACGUGCUGUUCGCCAUCCAGUCGGUGCGCUGGCCCGUCAACGCCAGCACCGAGCAGAUCUGGGAGGCGCGCAAGUCGCUCACGCACGGGCACAUGCAGCGCUGGCGCGACAUCACGCCCGGCGCCGGCAGCUACCUCGCCGAGUCGGACCGCAUGGAGCCGGGCUUCCAGCAGGCGUUCUGGGGGGACAAGUACCCCCGGCUGCUGGAGAUCAAGAAGAGGUACGACCCGGGCGAUGUGUUCUACGCGGCUACGGCCGUGGGCAGUGAGUCGUGGCAGGUGGUGACGGCGAAUACCCUGCCGAGUGAGAAUGGGCGGUUGUGUCGGGUCAAUUCCACCAGCACAUAACGUUCAAAUGGACAUGGUGAUAUGGCAGAAUGAAUAUAAAAUUGUCUCACAAAGAUCUGUAGGGUCACCAAGGACGGCAUGCCA
Molecule: messenger RNA, 2100 nt
Organism: Diaporthe batatas
Lineage: Eukaryota; Fungi; Ascomycota; Sordariomycetes; Diaporthales; Diaporthaceae
Exons: 3
Coding region: 526-2016 (496 amino acids)
Molecular function (GO): FAD binding; oxidoreductase activity
Source: RefSeq, a predicted model, not a curated record